UCUCUGUUCCGCGAUCGUCAGUCUUCUUUUUCUGCUUCGAUUCUUCCGAUUUUCCGUAGCUGGGUGCUUCUCGACUUUUUUCGCCACCACCAAAAGCAUCAUCCAUCCAUUGCAAGGGGGAAGCAUCAAGCUAAAAGAUCUAGGAAACAUCACCGUGCAACGCGUGCUAAAGAAGGAUCAGACAUCGGAUUCCGCAACCACCCAGGUAGAUGGCCAACAUUGGAAGGGACAACAUGCUGAACGAAGAACAGGAAUCGUCCCAAUCGAACAGCUCCAAUGGUUCCGGAGCUCUUCAACAGCAAUCGUCCGGAGGAUUCCAGUUGAAAUCGAGCAUCCUUCGGCAGCCAGCGACUUUCGGAUCCGGGGCUGGUGCUGGCGGAGGAUUCGGUGGCAUAUUCGGGGGUAGUUCUGCCGGGGGAUCUUCCGGACCGAUCAACAGCUUCAAUCUGAAGCCCAGCGUUUUGAAGCCUUCGCACUUCGGGGGAGGAUUCGUAGGUGGAUUCGGGGACAAGAAAGACGGUGACGACCAGAAUCAAACGAACAGCAAUAGCUUUGCCGGGACGAAUCCAUUCCUGAAGACGCAGGUCAGCGAAGACGACGGAUCGGAUUCGAAGAAGGACGAGGACAAAUCCCGGGACGGGACGGGAGAAAACGGAGGAGACCCGUUGGCCAAAUUGAACCGAGCGACGCUGCCCAAGUCGAAUCUGUUUGCCAACGUGAAAGCAAUCACACAGAACACGGGCUUCGUGUUCGGACAGAAUGUCCACGAGCGGGUCACCGGUGAUAAUCUGCAGACGGAUUCUGGUUCGGUUCCGACGGCCGGGCUGUCAUUCUCCAGUGCUGUGGCCACCACCAACAACAGUAACGAUUCGUCCUCGUCGAAUCAGGGCGGCGUUUCUGCCGGUGGUCAAACUUCAGCAGCUUCCUCGGGAGCAAGUGGAGGAACAUCGGUGGCUCCCUCCGGUGGCAACAAACCAGAGGGAGGAGACGAAAGCUUAGAGGAGGCUGCCCGCCGUUACGAGGAAAGCCGAGGUGCCCUGAAGAGGAAGUUUGACGAAGUGGAAACCGUUACUGGCGAGGAAGACGAACGGAAUGUGGUCGAAGCGAACUGCAAGCUGUUUGCGUUCGCGAAGAGUAACUGGGAGGAACGGGGCCACGGAACGCUGCGGCUCAACGAUAAGGACAGCAACGAGUCGAGGGUCGUGUUCCGACAGGCCGGCAAUCUGCGGGUGCUGAUCAAUACCAAGGUUUGGGCCGGAAUGACGGCGGAACAGUCCAGUCCGAAAAGCUUGCGUCUGACCGCCAUGGACAACAACGGCCAGGUGAAGGUGUUCCUUGUGAUGACCCGCCCCGAGGUGAUCGGCAAAUUGCACAAAGAGCUUUCCAAGCGCAUCCAGGUGGCCAAGGAGAACGCCCCAGCUGAGGUGGAUUCCCUGUUACAGGACGACGAAGCCGGUAAAGAGAACAACAACGACAAUGCUGCCACCACCACCACUACUAGACCGAGUGAUUGUGAAGACGAUUCGGCGACAGCAGAUAAUGCAACCAGCAAGGAAACCGAAACGGAAGAACCUUGCGCGAAAAAGCGACUAAGUUCGUCGUCUUAAGCCACCAACCGUGUCACUUUUCAUCAAGCUAUCUAUUUUAUCUAUCGUAUCUACAAACCAACACAAAAAUUAAGGCAAGUCAUCCGCAGGAUGAUAGAAAAGAGGUCAGCACUACCCAAUUUGCUUAGAUUUCCGCUCAAAAAAAAACACAUACAAAAUGGUUAUUCAAUUGCAUAUACUAUUGAAGGGUAAAAUUCCUUCCCCCAGGAUCGAGAAGAUAAGAUUUCGGGCUACGAGUUUAUAAAUAUUCCACUGAAAAAAAAAUCAUUUUCUUCCUUAUUUCCAAUUUUAAUGUGUCCUAAAUAGAUGUUGAAAUUGAACUGUUCGCAUGCAGAGACGGCAUGCAUCUCAACCACAGAUAUUGGGUUUGUGGAGAACUUUAAAGAAUCUGCUGCCCUGAGCAAGAGGGAGAGAUAUAGGAGGCGAAUGGCGACAUGGAACUGUAAAAAGCAAUUUCGAUCUGCGCGGUUAAUCGGAGUGAGAAUUGAGACUUCAUCUAGAGCGUCAUGUCGACUGUCGUCAGUCAAUCAAUGCUCGUCUUUGUCGUCGUUUAAAUUAUUGAUACUACUACUAUCCAACAGUAGAAGUAACAUUAGUAGGUUCAUGUUUGUGUAAAAAAAUGUAACGAUCAAAUACAGUGAAAUACAACAAGUAACAAUGUGGAAUGAAAAUAAACUACAA
Messenger RNA from Aedes aegypti (yellow fever mosquito), 2288 nucleotides. RefSeq names its product ran-binding protein 3 (gene RanBP3). Gene Ontology annotation, cellular component: nuclear pore; cytoplasm. Gene Ontology annotation, molecular function: GTPase activator activity. Lineage: Eukaryota; Metazoa; Arthropoda; Insecta; Diptera; Culicidae. The record is from RefSeq and is a predicted model, not a curated record. The coding region runs from base 210 to 1607 and encodes 465 amino acids. Gene Ontology annotation, biological process: protein export from nucleus. The transcript is spliced from 4 exons.